Suncus etruscus (white-toothed pygmy shrew) is the source of this 904-nucleotide messenger RNA. RefSeq names its product geminin DNA replication inhibitor (gene GMNN). The record is from RefSeq and is a predicted model, not a curated record. Gene Ontology annotation, cellular component: nucleus. Lineage: Eukaryota; Metazoa; Chordata; Mammalia; Eulipotyphla; Soricidae. Gene Ontology annotation, biological process: negative regulation of DNA replication; negative regulation of cell cycle. Bases 2 to 622 code for a protein of 206 amino acids. The transcript is spliced from 6 exons.
CAUGAAUUCCAGUAUGAAGAUGGAGCAAGAAAUGAAGGAGAAUAUAAAGAAUAGUCCUGUCCCAAGAAGAACUCUGAAGAUGAUUCAGCCUUCUGCAGAUGGGUCUCUUGUUGGAAGAGAAAAUGAGUUGGUUAAAGGCUUACCCAAAAAGAAACAUUGGAAUGACCAAGUAACAUUGAAGACUUCCAGCUCUGGAGUUGACCCGGAACAUAGUGAAAAUAAAAUUGUUGGAGGAGUCACCCAAGAAGCAUAUGACCUUAUGAUUUCAGAAAAUCCAUCCUCUCAGUAUUGGAAAGAAGUGGCGGAAAGACGGAGGAAGGCUCUCUAUGAAGCACUUACAGAAAAUGAGAAACUUCAUAAAGAAAUUGAACAGAAGGAUAAUGAAAUUGCUCGCCUAAAAAAGGAGAAUAAGGAACUGGCAGAAGUAGCACAACAUGUACAGUAUAUGGCAGAGGUAAUUGAGAGAUUGACUGAAAAGCCGUUGGAUAUCUUUGAAUCAACGGAUAGUCAGGAAUUUGAUUCCGAAGAGGAAAUUACUGAUUCUGAAGUGGAAGACUCUGAGAUUGGGACACGUGCUGAAGAAACUGUAUCUUCCUCCACAGAUGCAAAGCCGUGUAUAUGAGUCAACUAACCUGAACCGAGAAGUCUACUGCCAGGAUUGGCCUCCACCCUAGUUCUUUGUAGCAGAGCAGAUAACUAUAUUGCAAACUUGGAAUCCACCUUUCCUGGUUUGCACCCUGGGGCCCUUUGUAUUCAAAUACAAAUACUAUGUAUUAUUAAUCUAUGGUAUUUUAUAAAUAGCAUUUGCUCAGUUAGACUUAAUGUAUUUCAUAAAUAAAAUUGAGUUUACUAUUGAAUGUUUUGUGUGCCUUGAAAGAGUGAGAAAAAUAAAUUAUUUUUAUGG